AAAGGGGAUCGGAUCCACGCUCGGCCAAAGGAUCUUGACUGGGGGAACUCAAGUUCAUAAUAACCUCCACGGCUCGUCGUGUGGUUGCGAGGCGGCAGCGUGACAACCGUAUUUCUUCUUCCGCCCAUCAUCAUCGUCGUUGUCAUCAUCUCAUCUCAUCUCAUCUCAUCUCAUCUCAUCCCCCCUGAACGCCCUCGCGCGCGCGCGCGCACAAACAUCACCCGCGAUGCGCUCCCUCGCCGUGUUGACGACGGCCGCCGCCGUCGCCGCGGCGGCGUCAUCGGGCAACGUCCAGGGCGUCUUUGAGCUCACCCCGUCGCUCACGCCCCUCGAGGCCGACGCCGGCUCGCCGGACCUGUUCCCGAUGCCGCUCUGCAAGGGCUUCAAGCUGGAGGAGGCGACCAUCGACGACAUGCAAAAGGCCAUGGCGCAGGGCAACCUCACGUCCGUCGACCUGGUCCACUGCUACAUGGUGCGCACCUUUCAGACGCAGCAGUACAUCAAGUAAGUUGAAGCCAGUUGAAUCGUCCGGUGUGGUUGCCUCACUGUCUUUGUACAAUGCAACUACAUAAAAGGGGGAGACAUCAUGUAAGAAACCGCAAGAGAGCCUUGGGUUGACGACGAUCGCCUCUGCGCGCGACCCAGCUCCGUCAUGGAAAUCAACCCCGACGCCCUCGCCAUCGCCUCGCAGCGCGACGCCGAGCGCAAGGCCGGCAAGGUGCGCGGGCCACUGCACGGCAUCCCCUUCACCGUCAAGGACAACAUCGGCACCGCCGACAACAUGCAGACCACGGCGGGCAGCUGGGCCCUGCUCGGCAGCCGCGUCCCGCGCGACGCCCACGUCGUCGCCAGGCUGCGCGACGCCGGCGCCGUGCUCUUCGGCAAGGCCACGCUCAGCGAGUGGGCCGACAUGCGCUCCAACAACUACAGCGAGGGCUACUCGGCCCGCGGCGGCAACUGCAGGAGCGCGUAUAACCUCACCGUCAACCCCGGCGGCAGCUCCUCCGGCAGCGGCGUCGGCGUGGGCGCCAAUGCCAUUGCCUUUUCGCUGGGCACCGAGACUGACGGCAGCGUAAUCAACCCGGCCAUGCGCAACUCCAUCGUCGGCUUCAAGCCCACCGUCGGCCUCACCAGCCGCGGCGGCGUCGUCCCCGAGACGGAGCACCAGGACUCGGUCGGCACCUUUGGCCGCACCGUCCGCGACGCCGUCUACGCCUUCGACGCCAUCUGGGGCGUCGACCCGCACGACAACUACACGUCGGCCCAGGAGGGCCACACGCCCAAGCCCGGCUGCGGCGGCUACGCCAGGUUCCUCGCGCAGAAGACGGCCCUGCGCAACGCCACCUUUGGCGUCCCCUGGAACAGCUUCUGGGUGCACGCCGGCGACGAGCAGCGCCGCGUGCUCGGCGAGCUCGUGGAGCUCAUCAGGUCGGCCGGCGCCACCGUCGUCAACGAGACGGAAAUCACAAACUACCAGACCCUUGUCAGCCCUGAGGGCUGGAACUGGGACUACGGCACCGCCCGCGGGUUCCCCAACGAGUCCGAAUAUACAUACGUCAAGGUGGACUUUUACAACAACAUCAAGAAGUACCUCUCCGAGGUCAACAACACGCGCGUCCGCGACCUCGAGGACAUUGUCCAGUUCAACAAGGACAACGCGGGCAGCGAGGGCGGCUACCCCAUGCCCGACGGCCACCCGGCGUUCUGGUCGGGCCAGGACGGCUUCCUCGCGUCGCUCGCGACCAAGGGCGUGCAGAACGAGACCUACUUCCAGGCCCUCGAGUUUUGCCAGGGCUCGACCCGCAGGGGAAUCAACGACGCGCUCAACCACAAGGGCCGCAGGCUCAACGGCCUGCUCGUCCCCGUCGACCCGGGCCAGAGCUACCAGAUCGCCGCCCAGGCCGGCUACCCGCUCGUCACGAUCCCCGCCGGCAUCCACUCCGACUCGGGCAUGGGCUUCGGCCUCGGCAUCAUGCAGACGGCGUGGGCCGAGGCGGAGCUGGUGCGCUGGGCGAGCGCCAUUGAGCACCUCCAGCACACGUCGGGCACGCCGCACAAGAGGACGCGCCCGACGUGGCGCGGCUACCUGGUCAGGAACCUCCCGGUUCCCCUGUGAGAGGUCCAGAAGAAAAACAAAAACAAAAACAGAAGAACAUAGCUUUUUAUACGUAAUUCAUAG
Molecule: messenger RNA, 2179 nt
Organism: Purpureocillium takamizusanense
Lineage: Eukaryota; Fungi; Ascomycota; Sordariomycetes; Hypocreales; Ophiocordycipitaceae
Product: Amidase
Exons: 2
Coding region: 653-2116 (487 amino acids)
Source: RefSeq, a predicted model, not a curated record